UUGCUUUGUACUGAUGAAGCAUGUAGCUUGUUUGCAACACGUAUGCACAAGAUUUGAAUGAGAGUAACAUGUUUAGGUUGUUCCAUGCAAAAAUCUUAGGUCCCAAGUUACAUAGACUAAAACCUAUAACGUUCCAAAUUAUGUUGCCUCCUUUUCCUGAAUGUUGUUCCCUUCUCUUUGAAAUCUCUCCUCGGUCCCUUUCCAUUUCAUCAUAUCGUUGUGAUCCUCUUCUUUCCUCUCUACUCCUUACUCUGAAAUCUUCAUCUUCUGUCUCCUGUUGCAGGGUCAUUCAUGCCCGAGUGGUCAAAUCUCUGGAUUACAGAGAUGGGUUCAUAGGUGAUCAAUUAGUUUCAUGUUAUCUCAACAAGAGGUCCAUCCCAGAUGCACAGAAGCUGUUUGGUGAAAUGCCCCACAAGGAUUUUGUCUCUUGGAACUCUUUGGUUUCUGGAUUUUCUAAAAGAGGAGACCUUUGUAAUUGCCUGAGUGUGUUUUCUACAAUCAGGUCUGAAAUGGCACUGGAAUUGAAUGAGCUUACAAUGAUAUCUGUUAUCUCGGCUUGUGCUUCUGCUAAAGCCCGAGAUGAGGGCUGCUAUCUUCAUUGUUGUGCAGUGAAAUUGGGUAUGGGGUUGGAAGUGAAGGUUGUUAAUGCUCUUAUUAACAUGUAUGGGAAGUUUGGCUGCGUUGACUCUGCUUUCAAGCUAUUUUGGGCAAUGCCGGAGCAGAAUAUGGUGUCAUGGAAUUCAAUGGUGGCUGUUUGGACACAAAACGGAAUCCCCAAUGAAGCUGUUAAUUAUUUUAAUAUGAUGAGGGUAAAUGGACUUUUUCCCGAUGAAGCCACAAUGGUGAGCUUGCUUCAAGCCUGUGAAAAUUUACAUUUGGGAAGAUUGGUAGAGGCCAUGCAUGGUGUUAUCUUCACCUGUGGUCUUAAUGAAAAUAUAACAGUUGCGACUACUCUUUUGAACUUGUAUUCAAAGUUAGGGAAAUUGAGUGUUUCUCACAAGGUCUUUGCAGAGAUAAGCAAGCCUGAUAAAGUGACAUUGACUGCAAUGCUUGCAGGGUAUGCCAUGCAUGGGCGGGGGAAAGAAGCCGUAGAAUUCUUUGAAAGGUCUGUAAGGGAAGGUGUGGAGCCUGAUCAUGUUACUUUUACUCAUUUGUUAAGUGCUUGUAGUCAUUCAGGGCUUGUCCGGGAAGGAAAGUACUACUUCCUAAUCAUGUCUGAGGUUUACAAAGUUCAAACUCAAUUGGAUCACUAUUCAUGUAUGGUUGAUCUUCUAGGUCGCUGUGGUCUAGUCAAUGAUGCUCAUCAGCUAAUAAAGAACAUGCCUUUAGAGCCAAAUUCUGGAGUUUGGGGUGCUCUUCUUGGUGCUUGUAGGGUUCAUCGUAACAUCGACAUUGGGAAGGAAGCUGCAGAGAACUUGAUUGCAUUAAAUCCUUCAGACCCUAGAAACUAUAUCAUGCUUUCCAACAUUUAUUCUGCUGCAGGUAUGUGGAAUGAUGCAUCAAAAGUAAGGGCUUUAAUGAAGACUAAAGUUUUUACCAGAAACCCUGGAUACAGCUUUAUUGAGCAUGGGAAUAAAAUUCACCUUUUUGUGGUAGAUGAUUACUCUCACCCUGAUUCAGACAAAAUACACAAGAAGCUGGAAGAGAUUAUGAGAAGAAUUCAAGAAGUUGGUUUUGUGUCUGAAACUGAACCCAUUCUACAUGAUGUUGAUGUCGAGGUUAAAACAUAUAUGAUUAACAAACAUAGUGAGAAAAUAGCUCUUGCCUUUGGACUUUUGGAUUGUAAUGCUGAUAAGCCAUUAGUUAUUAUAAAAAAUCUCAGAAUAUGCCGAGAUUGCCAUAACACAGCAAAAUUUGUCUCACUGAUAGAGAAGCGUACCAUCAUUAUCCGAGAUUCAAAGCGAUUUCACCACUUUUCAGAUGGAUUAUGCUCUUGUGGCGAUUAUUGGUAGUGAUCCCUGAUGGAAUUUGGCAUUUCAGGAAUGGAUUGUCAUUGGAAUUCAUAAGAGCCAACAUGGUCAAAUCUGGAGAUCCCUUAUGCUGUUUUAGCCCAUUGGACUGAACUUGAUAUUGCUUGGAGAAUGUUUUGGGUAUGGGGUGAAGGUCCACGGUUCAGGUUGCAUUAUGUUGUCCGAGGUCCAGAUACUGUCCAAAAAGCAAUCUCCCUGUGCGUCCAAAAAGCAAUCGGAUGCCAAAGUUAACUCAACGUUUGACAGAUAGACUUAAUGAGAUAGUAAAUACACGUCAAUUAUGAGUAAUUAUACUUUACUUCAUCUCGAUCAUUCCAAUUCAGAUCAGUCACGUCAGACUCGUUGUCCUGCUCACCGAGCUGGUGAUUGACUAUUCGGAUUGGUGUAUGGCCGGCCAACCGACCUAUUUGGUGAAUGGCAAGUCUCGAUGACUUGUACUCCGAGUUGUGAGAUAUGGGCUCUGAGCUGUGUGACAUUCAUCUGGGCUGAUGUAUGAUCCAGUUAGUUUGUUUGACAUUUCGACCGGGCUCACUACUUUGUGCCCCGAGCUGGUACAUGGCCGGUCUGGUGACUGACUAGUUGACCACCCAGACCAUAGUUGAUUGUUCAGACUGGUUCACAGGAUAGUCAUACGGUGGAGAACAAUAACUUUUUUAAUACUCCUAAUAAGGACUUUCUGCUGGUCCAUGGUUGUGAAGAUUAUAAUUUAUGCAGAAUAGAUCCUCUAGUGUCAUGUGAGAUUUUCAUGACAUGGACAUUUAAGGGAUAGAUACCAUGUCACGUGAUCCUUUUUAAGAUUUUUCUAUUUAUCAUUCUCAUCAAUCUUCUCGUGACCUUGUCAUCCAAAAGUCCCGCAUGAGAGGAUUUAUUCCUUUGUUAUGCAAGGUAAUUGCUCUGUUUAUUGUUGACAAAUCUGCAAUACUAAACAAGUAGAAAAAAAUUGACUCAUGGUGGUAAUGGGAUAAUUUAGAGUGGAGAGGGCACUCAUUUGUACGUACAUGAAUUGAUAACAA
This is a messenger RNA of Vigna angularis (adzuki bean), 2983 nucleotides long. Its product is annotated as pentatricopeptide repeat-containing protein At5g40410, mitochondrial. The record is from RefSeq and is a predicted model, not a curated record. The transcript has 3 exons. Bases 69 to 1952 code for a protein of 627 amino acids. Gene Ontology annotation, biological process: RNA modification. Lineage: Eukaryota; Viridiplantae; Streptophyta; Magnoliopsida; Fabales; Fabaceae. Gene Ontology annotation, molecular function: zinc ion binding; RNA binding; protein binding.